Meyerozyma guilliermondii ATCC 6260 is the source of this 1629-nucleotide messenger RNA. RefSeq lists its product as uncharacterized. The record is from RefSeq and is a predicted model, not a curated record. The transcript has a single exon. NCBI's taxonomy places the organism in Eukaryota, Fungi, Ascomycota, Pichiomycetes, Serinales, Debaryomycetaceae. The coding region runs from base 1 to 1629 and encodes 542 amino acids.
AUGAGCAUUGAGACAGAAAAAAAGAAUCAGUCGGUACAGGUUGACAUAGAAGAAGUGAAAUCUCAAGCACAAGCUUUGGUUGUGCAAAAUAAAGAUGGAGAAGAAAUUAAGCGUGCCCAAAUUGUAGAUCAACCAACGACUACAAAAUGGGAAGUUUUGAUGUACGCACUCUACUACUUUGGAAAUAAUGCUACUGGUCCUUAUACUUUUACUCCAACUCAGUAUCAGAAUUUAUUGAGUCAAUCUGGUUGGAUCAAAGGGAAGCGAAACGUUUCAUGCUCGGAUGAUCCAAAUGGGCUUUGUGUGGUAUCUUUUGCCGGUACGGUCAAGACAGUCAAUUCAGUGGUAUUGAUUAAUCUGGGAAUUGGGUUUGCGUUACAGUCGGUAGUUUUCUUGUUUCUUGGAGGUUUGUCUGAUUAUGGUCAAUAUGGUUCAUGGGUACUCAUUGGCCUUUCAAUUAUGAGUUGGGGAGUUCAAUUUGGUUUCUUAGGUGUGCAUGACGGAAGGAAACAUGAAGCAGCGUUUGCAUUGAGUGUGUUAUCGUCAUUGGGGUAUCAAGGUUGUCAAUCAUUUUGGACUGCAAUGUUUCCACGUUUGGCAAGAAAUUUGCCCAAGACAAGAGCCGCCGAAGAAAAAAUGCUCAACGGUGAAAUCCUGGAAUCUGAAUAUCACAAGGUGGACUCAUACUAUCGUAACAAAAUCACCAAUUACAGUUUUGCUUUUUCAAUGUUUGGUUUCACACUCGUAUGUGCCAUUUCAAUUGGAAUAUUAAAGUCAAUGGAUUCUACUGCCAAUCAAGCAAAUAAUAAUUGGGCAAUGUCUGUGUGUAUUAUGUUUGCAACUAUUUGGUGGAUUGUAUUUGGUACUCCCUGGUUUUUCACUGAAAAGAAAAGAAUUAAUGAAAAAUUACCCGAAGGUGUGAGCUACUUGAGCUUGCCUUUGAAACAAUUGGGAUAUGCGUUUAAGAGCUUCCUGAAGUUGAGGCAAACUGCUCUAUAUUUGUUCUCCUACUGGUUAUUAGGUGACGGUUUGAACACUGCUAUAAGUCUUCAAUCGACUAUUCAAAACGAAGUCAUUUCUUAUAAUAUGGUCACUUCCAUGUACUUGAACAUUGUUAACGGUGUUACCAGUGUGAUAGGGGUGGUAAUGUUUUGGUGGAUCCAGAAAACGUUCAAAAUUUCUACAAGAAACAUGUACAUUGUGUGCUCUGUUUUCAUCACCUUGUUCCCAAUUUAUGGAUUGAUUGGAAUGUGGACAAACAGAAUUGGUUUCCACAAUAUUUGGGAAGAAUGGUUCUAUAACGCUUAUUCUGGGAUAUUCAUUGCUCCUUAUUAUGCAUACUCAUCAACAAUGAUGAGUGAAGUUUGUCCAAGAGGAAAGGAAUUCGUGUUUUUUGCUAUUUUCAGCACCAUUAACAAAACCUCCAGCUUUAUUGGUCCUUUUGUUUCUUCCGCCAUCAUUGAUGACACAGGAAACAAUAAUAGUGGCUUUUCAUUCCUUGUGGGAAUAUGCUGUGUGUCAUUGGCAUCUUCAUUUUUCUUGAAUCAAGACAAAGCGAGAGUCCAAGCUGAAGAAUUCUUGAUUGAAGAGAAAAGACGGAUAGCAAACGGCGAAUCGCUCAUCUUCUGA